Neodiprion fabricii is the source of this 4848-nucleotide messenger RNA. RefSeq lists its product as uncharacterized. Bases 907 to 1557 code for a protein of 216 amino acids. NCBI's taxonomy places the organism in Eukaryota, Metazoa, Arthropoda, Insecta, Hymenoptera, Diprionidae. The record is from RefSeq and is a predicted model, not a curated record. The transcript has 6 exons.
GGAUACACGGCUUAUAAGACACGCCGGCCUCAACGAUGAACCAACAGUCGGAAAACAGUGAAUCAAGUUAAUAAACUCUGGAAGAGCUCGAUCCGUCACAUUCUCGCAGACUCGGCGUUACGCGAAAGAAGAGAGAGAGAGAGAGAGAGAGAGAGAGAGAGAGAAAACACUUCGCACGUUGCGAGAUAUGCGUUCGUUUGAUAAAUGAUAAUUGGCAAAAAAAAGAAAAAAAAAAAAAAAAAAAAACAACAACAACGACGAACAAAGAAAUAAAAAAAAGUUUAAUUCUAUUCGACUCUCGUUUUCAGUGUUGGGGAAUUCAUUGUUGUUUAUUUUUUUUUUCCCCCCCACUCUCUCCUUGUUUUAUCAUCGUCGGAUCAUCGAUAAUAAUAAUAAUAACGAUAACAAGUAACAAGUGUACGAGGGAAAAAAAAAAACACAAUCCGGUAUUAGUUGUAUAAUACAUAUAUAUAUACAUAUAAUAUAUACCGCAGAAAGUGGCGACGUGAGGAUGCCUUGAAAUUUGAACCGUUUAAGUUUGUAUUAAAUUGAUGGCGCGCGUUUAGGAGAAACAUUAAUCGAAGAAGUUGAUAUUAUUCGAAAGAAAAAAAAAAGAAAAAAAAAAAACGAAGAAUUAAAAAAUAAUAAAGACAACAACGAGGAGAGACGAGUAAAUAAAAAGUCGAAUAUACGUGUAAAACAGACUGUAAAAAGAAUAAUAUAAGUUUUAUAUAUUGAUCGUCAAUCAAACCGACGUGUAAAAAGCUUGUGACAAUUUAUCUAUCCCGUUGACUUUGUACAAACACGUAUUACAUACACAAACACCGAUCCCGUCGGAGACGUAAUUCGAACCUUUUGAAUUAUAAGAACCUGCAGCGAACGAUUUCCUCCGAACAAGUUGAAAAGAUGAUGCGGACAGUCGCCUCAACGAAAGCCGCAAGGAUUCCAGAAGUAAAUGACACCCGGUUAGCUCGAGUCGCGGAAAAACGAAACUACGCAAUGACUUCAAUCAGGGGAGACGCUUUCGGAAUUUUCAACAUUAGGACCGUGUUCUGGACUCUGGCUUUUCUGCUCGCCUGCAUCCUGAGCAGUAACAACGUCCAGGCUGAUGGGGAUCCGGGAGCUUUUUACCCCAACAGUUUGGCCAACGAUCCGGAAAACUUGCGCCUGGUGCAAAUGCUGCGACAGCUUACCCAACGCGGGAGAGAAAUCGACGAACGAGCUCGUGAGAUAACCGAGGAGGAAAUCGCCAUCGAAGGAAUACUCGAAGCAAAGGCCGAAAUGAUGAUUCCUCCGGCGGCAUUCCCGAGGGACAUAUUGCCCGAUGAAGAAGUCGGGGAACCACUUCCGGUACCGAGUGCCAUAAUACGCCCUAUUCCGCCGCGUUGGGAAAAACGUGGAAGUUAUAUGGCGCUGUGUCAUUUCAAGAUUUGCAACAUGGGUCGCAAACGGCAAUCGCUGUCGCAGAUACGUCCGAAAAUCCGAUCACUCAGAUCGUGGAUCUCUCUUGGUCCAAGAACCGUCAGCACUUUACCUGCACACCGGCCUAUCUCCUAGAUUUAUAUACAUACAAAUAUAUAUAUAUAUAUACACACACACACACAUACACACAAUUUUAUGAUACAAUAGUGAUUAGCAAAUUAUAUCGACAAUGAUAACAAUGAUAACAAUGAUAACAAUAACAGUUGGAGAAAUUUCAAGAAUUAUAUAUUCAACUCGUUACCAAAGAACGCGAAGAUUACAUAACAAUACCGAUAUAUACACACGCGCUUACACACAUAUACAGUGCAUGUUGUGCAAAUGUAAAACAAAUACGCAAUGCAAACGAUUUGGUGUUUUUAGAAAAAUUUUUACUUCAUACUUAAUUUUCCAACAAAACUUGGUUCCAACCUUUCAUUUUUUCGAUUCUCUGCUAACUUUGAUUAAAAAUCAUCUCACUGAAUUUCUUCGACUUUCGAAAUAAAAAUUUUUAAUAUAUACACAUGUCUAAAAUAAGUACCUGAGGGUCUUGCGAAGAAAACUAGGAUAUGAAAAAAAAAAAUAUAUUAUAUACAUGUAUAAAACAUAACCGAAACAUUAAUCCCGGGUCUUGAAAUUUGUUGGAUGAAGAAUUUGUUAGAUAUAAAAUAAGAGACAAAAAACAAAAAUUGAAAGUACAUUCAAAGCAUAAUGCAAUAUCGAUUAAUCUACCUAUAAAACGCGUAAAUCUUACGUACGUGAUUGCUUGUUCCGUGUCUCUUGUGAAAAAUUAUACCGAUUCUGACGUACGUAUGAAAUGUGGGAAAAAUAACGAGACGACACGCAUACACACGCACACAACAACAACAACAGCAUCAAUUGAUUACUUUAAAAAAAAAAACAAAAAACAAAAAACAAAAAAAAAAAAACAACUAUAUAUAUUCAUUCGCAUUUAAUAUAUAUAUAUAGUAUAUUUGUGUUGUACGUAAUUGAUGAUUGAAAUUUUAAUGAGGAGAAAGAAAAAAAAAAAAAAAAACCACCAUAUACAGAAAUAUAUACAAGAACGCGUGUUGAAAAUUUGAAAUCACGUAAAUCGAUAAAAAGGAAAUCUACUCAUACGGGUGCGUGUGCAAAAUUAUACACGCAUAUCGCGUAUGCAUAUAUACAUACAUAUAUUUUCCAUGUAUACCUGACAAUACCUACGAAAUGAUUUUGUCGAAUCUCAAUGAGAAAUUUACGCUUAUUAAGUUAUUUUUAAUCAUUUUUAUCAUUUUUUCCCCCCCGUUAUGACGAAUAUUAUAUUUAAUAAAUGUAAUAUUAAUGAUUUUGUACGGAUGAUAGAUUUGUUCUGUUCUCUUUUUUUUUUUUUUUUUUAUUUAUCAUCAUACCAAUAAUCUGUAACGAAAUAUCAAGCGAUUGAUAAUCGUCGUUCCUUAUUUAUUAUAUAACGACCGUUCCGGGUCGGUAAACUGUGUUAAAAAAUAUUUGCAAAAAAAAAAAAAAACAAUGAAAUCAUUAAAAUCGAAUACAAAACCUGCAGAAUAUCGCUUGUUGGCUGACCUCGAGUAUUCUAUAAUAUACCUAAUCUAUGUACCGUAACACAAUAGCCUCUAUAUAUAUAUAUAUAUAUCUCUAAAUUAUAUUACCGCUGCAUAAAAGCAAGGACGUUGCAUUUGUAAUUUUUGUAAUUUAUAAAAAUCGUUAUUCAAGAGAGUUCGAAUAACAAUUAUCUGUAACAAUAUUACAACCAUUAGAUUUAGUUUGUAAUUUUUCAACAAUAUUCGGCUUCCUCGAGUGGAAGGAGAAAAAAAAAUAUGGAAAACACGUAUCUUCAAAACGUUGUUUAAACGGGACAUUACUGAAGGCGGAAUUUGAAAACACGAUUUAGAAAAAAGAAAAACAAAAAAAAAAAAAAGAUUCUCUAAAAACGACGACUGCAAUGUCUUUGAACUAAUCGUUGUUAUACUAAAUAAUAAUAUAAAUUUAUAUUAUUAUAUUAUUGAAAACGUGAAGUUAUCCUGAAAUCAUAUUUAUUCUUUAGACUAUUGUAUGCGUAUAAAAAAUAUUGUAACGUGUGUUUGCAUGUGCGUGCUCGAAGGGUGCAGAGGUCGCCGGGAAAUUAUUACGUUUAACAAAAUUACAUUAUCGCACAAUCGUAUGGAUUUCGAUGGAAAGAGAAAACAAAAUAGAAGAAAAAAAAAAAAAAAAGUAAAUUGAAAUGAUUUUUAAACAUGGAUAAUAUUAAAACUUAGUUUCGCCGCACAAAUAUGUAUACAUAUAAUAUGGGCGCUUGGAGAGAGGAAAAUUGAAAAAACAAUAAGUAAAACAUAAGAAAUAAAAGGGGGUUGAUAAAAAUGAAGAAAAAAAUCAAAUAAAUAAAUAACUUAUGUAGAACUGGGUUAGUAAUAUUGUAAUAAACUUGCAUGCGAAUUCAAUCUUUGUGUUGUGAUUAUUUGACACAAAAAUAGAAAAGAAGAGGAGAGAACAAAAAAAAAAAAAAAAAACCUACGAAAGAACUGAGAAUUCGAAAAACGAAGGACGAAACUUCCGGUACUGUAAAGACAGUGUGGCGUCAGCACGUAUCGUCCGAUCAUACAAAAAAAUUUAAAAAAAAAAAAAAAAAAAAAUUGAAUGCCGCGACGUUUCUUACACUUUCCGCACGUCUAUAGAAGUGAUCCGCAAAAUUAUAAACAAAAUGCAAAAGGCGACGCGAGAUUGAAUCGUUCAUUCAAGAAACGAAUGUAACACAUUUCUUCAAAAUUUCUGUUACGUAGAAAAUGAGAUGAAUAAAAUUUAUAUUUUGUAAUCGCGUUCAGUAUGAGUGACCGUCUGCACCCUUCGCAUUCGAUUACUAUUAUUUACCGACACAUACCUAAGUUAUUAUUCAUUGUUUUUACCUUAUUAAAAUCUUUAUUUAUUUAACUUUUGUUACUUCGUAUUCAUUUCACUUCAUUUAACCAAUACGUAGAUUGCUUGAAUAUUUUUUUUUUUUUUUUUUCACAAUUACCGUUAAAUUAUACUACUUUAGUUUAAAAAUAUUUCCUAUACAUAUAUAUUGUAUAUUUUUUUAAUCAACAAAAGAAAAAAAAAAAAAAAAACAAACAAAAACAAAACAAAUUAUUACAUAAGGUAACCAAUACCUAAUUACACACGGGUAUUACAAUCGAGAAAAUUAUACUUAACGUGUAAUGUAUUUUUGGUUUUCUCACUUCGAGCAAAGCUUUAACUUAUAUACGAAUACCGUACCUGUUUAAAAAUUAUUGAUUAUCUUUGUCUGUGUAUCCACACGCAUCGAUUAGUUAAUUAACGCUGUAUAAAGUACACUCUGACACUUCGAUCCGAUGUUAAACACGUUCGUCUGUAAUCGCCCUUAAAUGCGUUUCAGGUAGA